Molecule: messenger RNA, 857 nt
Organism: Durio zibethinus
Lineage: Eukaryota; Viridiplantae; Streptophyta; Magnoliopsida; Malvales; Malvaceae
Product: RING-H2 finger protein ATL79-like
Biological process (GO): protein ubiquitination
Molecular function (GO): transferase activity
Source: RefSeq, a predicted model, not a curated record
UCUUGAUGCCUGCUAGGGGAUAAUAUGCCUAUAAAACAUCCUCGUUUCCACUUGGAGGUGACCUCCCUUUCUAACGCUCUUAGAAUCAGAAGCCAAAACGGCGACGUUGCAGAAAAAAGAGAAAGGAAAACAAAAUACUAGUAAAACCAAAUGCGACCACCGCCACCAGCAACCGCUCAACACCUCAUCCACAUGCCCCCACCGUUUUCUUCCGGGGAACCACAAAUGUCUUCCACUUCAACAUCAACGUGUGAACCCCACACUUGCAGGUGGCGGCCUUACUCCAACUCAAAGGACUUUGAAGCUAACGUAGCCAUGGUCUUAAUGAUUCUCUUCUGUGCCCUAACAUGCUCUCUGGCUCUUAAUGCAGUCAUCCGCUGCUUCUUACGUGGCCGUGGUGGGGGCAGUCCACGUCAUUCCCGCAACAACGACAACCUUCCCCAAACCCAUCAAGAACUUGAGCAGAGAAAGCCCGACCCAGAGACAGCUGCAGCACGCAUGGUGGCAUCUCCUACUCUGGUUUACUCAACCGGGGUGGAGCUGGCCGGAGAAGAGGCGGAAUGUGCUAUUUGCUUGUCUGAAUUCGUGGAGGGAGAGGGAAUUCAAGUGUUGGCAAAGUGUAAGCAUGGAUUCCAUGUGCAAUGUAUCCAGCAGUGGUUAUCUUCCCAUUCCUCUUGUCCCACUUGCCGUUGUAGUUGUCUCUCUCCGUCUCCAUCCUCGGAAGAAACUACCCACUAAUGCGUUGACAACAGUUCCCAACCAGUGAAGCCCGAGCGGGAACCGUAGCAGACUUUGGCUGCUCUUCUUCAAAGCUUAUGUAUGUAAACUGGCUUGUACAUUUUUUUUCAACGAGUAUA